Epinephelus lanceolatus (giant grouper) is the source of this 3830-nucleotide messenger RNA. Lineage: Eukaryota; Metazoa; Chordata; Actinopteri; Perciformes; Serranidae. The record is from RefSeq and is a predicted model, not a curated record.
AAAGAGUAGUUUCAGAUAAGAUAAUCCCAUUAAGGCUUGUAAAAAUGUUGACUGAAACCAAACUGUUAUCAGACCUGGUGUUAAUGGGCAUAUUGUGUUGAAGUGUAGGUUGUUUAAGUGUUGUGAGAGUCUCAGAUGUCUGACAUGAAACUCAAUCCGCUCUGCAACAUGUUUAUAUUCAGCAGCAGCAGUAAAUUCUUGGUCAGAAUAAACCCCUGCCAGUGCUUUCAUAUGUUGUCACUCGGCCUUGUAAUUACGGUAGUUACAUGACAUAACCUAUCAAUUUUCAUACAUGUCACCGUAAUGACCGAGAUGGGCUCUGACUGAGUGGAACAUGACAGGGUGAAGUUGAAGUCGGUGGCCUUGAGGUGUUUUAAUUAUGGGGACAAACAGACAGAGCAGUGUUGGACUUGUUACAAGUUGGGGGGAGGCAGUGGCCUUUUGACCCCUGCAUCCUGCGAGCAGUCCACGAGGGAGGCCACCAUGUGAAAUACCACACACACACACACACACAUUGAUUGAAGAGCUUGCUUGCCCUGCUAAUGCCCGCCAAUAAACAAACAUCCCCAGUGGUGAUCAAUAAAAAGCCAGUCUGCUUCAGUGAUAAUAACACAGAAUCCAUUCUAUGACGUGCAGUGAUGAACUCAGACUUCAUGUGACUUUUCAUGUUUAACUGGCGCUCAGUCUACCCAGAGUAGGCGUACUGUACAUCCUCUAUGAGAACAUGCUUUGAUAUUUCGAUGUCAGCCUCUUGUAUGCACUCAGCUCAGCCAGCAGCAAAUGAUUAACACAUGUUGUAUGUUUCCUGUACAUCUCCCUCAUAUGAUUUACACUAAUGAUACAGGUCUUGAUGAAGUAAAUGAGUGCAGACAUUCACUGUGGUUUUCCCCCCGUUUUUUUUUUUUUUUUUUUACCUGAGUUCAACAUUCCUCCGAGGGGGACCCUUCGUGACCUUUGGGUGUCAUUGACGCAACCAACCAGGAAGGGGUUACUUGCAGAGGAAUCUGAACCAGUGGAGCAGCCGUCCAGGGGAAGCAGCCAGGCCUUGCUUAAAAGAGGCGCCCUACCGGGGGUAACGGAGAAGAUGAAGGAUUAGAGGAUAAUCUAGGAUGGUUCCAUGGUGCGACCGCAGAACCGUUUGCAGCUGGACUCAGACCUAUUUCUGAGCUGAUGUCGACAAAGCCAAAGCCCAAGGCAAGCGGGGGAAACCAGGCAACCUGACCACACUCCAACUGGCUGUUUCCAGGAACACAACUGCACAGUGUUCUCCUCAGUUUAUGGCCGUUUAAUUCAGCCAGCUAUGCAUAACAACGAGCUACAAAGAGUGGGACAGAGUUUGGCCUGCACAUGAUAAACACAGAUAAUAUUCCAGUGAACUAUUUGGCGAUGCAGGCCUGGAGUUCAAGCUUUCACAAAUUACACGUUUUCAAGAUCUUGGAAUAACCUUUCAGAGCUAUUUCUUAGGUCCGUACUUUGGACUGCUGGACUGUCAAAGCUUUUGGCUCAAAUCUAAGAGGAGAAACAUUCAGUUUUGCCAUUCACUGGGAUUAAAGGCAAUUCCAGACAUUGUUCAACGUUGAUUUUCAAGAAAUACUAAGCCAUUCACCUCUUGUGAACAUGAAUCUUCAGGAAAAGCUGUCAGGCCUAAAAGGUCUGGUCACACACUCCCACAGCAAGCGCCGCUAUAAAGGCGACCUCACGUUGGAUAUGAUUAGCCCUCCUUUGGGUGACUUCCGCCACACCAUGCACGUCGGCCGUGGUGGCGACGUAUUUGGGGACACCUCCUUCCUCAGCAACCACGGCGGCACGGCCAAUGGGAACAAUGGGGAAACAGAUUCUGUCUCCAGCCCUGACAACAAGAUCGGAGCGUUCUUCUCCAGGACGCUGCGUCACAUCAGGAGGGGCUCUGAAAACCGUGCCACAGCAGGACCCAAGGAUCUGUCUCCGCCGCCUCCAGUCGUUUCUCCCAUCAUCAAGAAUGCCAUCUCCCUCCCCAGGCUGGAUGUGGAUAUGCCGAAUGGGAGUCCCACUGCCAAAGUGCUCUUCCCCAGUUCUCACAGCACACCAGAGGACAAGAAAAGCUCUUAUGGUCUGGAGUCUGGUUUCGUCACUCUGCCUCGUCUCUCCCGCGCUGAGCGACAGCAGCCCUCCAUCUCCCUCCCCAUUUCCUGCCCCCCUAACAUCCACCGUGGCUCCCUGACCGACCCCACUGAGGCCAUCUUAUCCACCUGCUCCACCUCCAUUGUGACCUCUGACCCCAAACCCACCUCCACUGCCUUCUCUGACUCCCUCCCUUCCCUCACCUCUCUGGACACCUUCACCUUUGACCUCGGCCCCUCCCUCAUGAGCGAGGUGUUGGGCCUGAUCGACGGCCACCCAGAGGAGCACGGCCACACCUGGGAGGGAGAGGAGGCGGGGUCAGCGUGCGGGCUGACCAACGAGGGAUCAGAGAUGGACUCGGCCACUAUCUCCUACGUGGAUUCCCUGCUGCGAGAGGACUGUGGGGGCAGGAAGAGCCCGCAUGGGGCCGAGUGGGAAGAGGAGGGGAUGGAGGUGAACGGAGUCGGGCUUUCUGUCAAAGUACCUGAUGUGGUGAUGGGGUCUCCUGAACGAGUGAGGUUGGGGAUUGGGAUGGAGAGUGAGCGGUUCCAGAACGCUACAGAUGUGCUCGCGCGUCACUAUGGCGUCAGCCACUUUAAGGGACAGAGCCAGAUGGAGGUUGCAGAUUCAGAGAUGAUGAUCACCAGCCACUCCAAGAACAAAAUAUCCUACAGUUACAUGGAUGACGAGGAUGAAAUUAAAGUCUGAGCCGAGCAAAUCUGAGACAUUUUGACACUAAAGAACUGUUGCUGAUGUAUGAUUUCUCUGUAAUUCCAAUCAAAUCAAUCAUCAAAAAUCUUUUUAUGGUGAACGAGGCUGGCUCUUUGGACAGGAUAACCAUGAAAACUCCAAUCCAAUAUCCUUAAUGUUGGAUCCUUUACUUUAAUACAAAUCAUGCUUCAAGGAUGUACAGUUCGGAUGAAAAACUGUUGCUGAAUGUACCUAAAAGGAGGGAAAGACUUGGUGCCGCACGUUUCCAAGCCCAGCACAGAGAGGGAGAAUGCUUUUUUCAAAGGACAGGACUUAAAAAGGACUGAAACAAAGAAGAGGCGUGGACAGCAAGGAUGUGCCAGAGAAUGUGGAUAAGAUAAUCUCAAAGGAAACGUCAACAUAACUCAGUGUAGAAGCAGUCAUUUACUUUAUACUUUUCACACUUCCUCACAUUAGAGGGGAAAAGAUGUUCAGUGUGUGUCCCAGUCACUCACGAGAGAGGAAGUAGGGAUUAGAAAAAAAAGAUUUAAUCUUAUUACAGCCUUUAGGCCUCACUACAAUCUCCUGUCAACUCCUUUCACUCAGGAAUACACUACUAGGAAACAAAAAGGGAAAUAAGAAAUCUGGAAUCUCAGGCCUCAUUAGAUAAACACAUAAAACAUCUCAGUUAUUAGACUACAUGGACUGAGGGAAUAUGACAAGUAAUACUGGUAUUUGCUAGUUGCAACCAAAGCUGAACCAUAUAAUUGGUCAUUGUAUGCUGCAGACUUUUAUAUAUAGAGACUCCUUGCACCUUUUAUGAUUAUGAAGUCCGACUCCUGUAUUACUUUUUAAAGCAGAGUUGUCAUUUAUGUGUUCUUUUAUACAAUGAAGAUAUUAACUGACCUCCUAUAAAUAUGUACUUACAGUAUGAGCGCCUGCAGCACAUAGUGCAGUUCACAUCCAUAUGCUGCAGUCAAUACCAAUGAUAUAUUAUGAUGAUAUAAAUUGACAAUAAAGAUGUUUCUAAUUAGGUUGAA